ACUGAGUCAAAUGCGCGUAAAAGUUGUCCACUCCUCCUGCGCGUCCAUGAGCCCGUUUGGCUCCAGAUAUAAACACAGUGUGUGUGUCCCCGCUGCGCUCCUCAGUCUCCUCACAACCAGCAGCCGGCUCUCAGAAGUCCAGCAGGAGGGGACGAUCUCUGGCACAUUCCCCAGGAUGGAGUAUUCUCCUGGAUCCAAGCCAUCCGUGGCUGAGCUGGCUGGAAGGUUCAAAGGUCACAUACUACCAAUGCCCACCUCAAAUAACGAGUUAUCAUUUCGAAGAAGACCUCCAUGUUCGCUAAAGUUGCAAAGUCAAAAAGAUGGUGAUGAAGAAUCAGAUCAGAAAACUAUUGUCUCACCAAAUCCCUUUAAAAUCAAGAUGAAGAACUCCUCCAUCAUUGAGAAACUUCAGGCCAAUCUUGCCUUGUCACCCACUGCUCUGCUGCCUUCACCCAAGAGUCCCGAGGCCAAGCUCCAGUCAGCACCGUUGUCCCCGACCACACCCGGGAGCCCGCAAAGCCCCUUGAGCCCCACCCUGCGGCCCUCACAUCUGUCCAGUGAAGACGAGGACCCAGUCAGCUUUGACGGCCCUCCUGAAGGCACCCCGCUGCCGAGCUUCAACAAGACUCGUGCACGGCUAUCAUUCAAAAGACGCCCACCCACGAGACAGCACAGGAGGUCAGCUGGAGAGGACAGAGCCUCUGGGAACGCUCUGUCUCCAUGUGAACUGUACAGCCCAAAAGAAAAUGGGGACACAGUCGCGGUUUUCGAUUAUGGACAGCUGGAAGAAGCUGAAGAGAAGGACAGGGACUGGAAAGAAACAGAAGAUGAGGUAGCGAGUGACCCAGAUGACAGCGGAGAUUCAGAGAAGGAACCGGAACAGGAAGCACAACAAGCCCAGGACUGGGAGGCUUUGGAGGAGGAACAGCAGCCUUCAGAGCCUGGCGCUCCGGGGCAGAUGGAGGGCAACGUUGAAACAAAGGGGAACGAGGAGAUGCCUCAGGACGAGCACCAAGGAGGAAAUGACACGGAGUGAUCUGUGAAUGCUUACUUUUAGAAAAAAAUAUAUGAAUAAGUUAUUCAGUGCUUUGAUUAAGAGAACUCUUUAAAUAACUUGUGAGAAAAAGUUAAUUGGUUUUAAAUUUCUUGGUACCUGAUCUUUUUAAGUCCCUCUCUCGCCCUCUCCUGGCUGAUUUACUGAACCGGUCUAGAAACACUGGAGAGUUCUAAAAAGCAGCUGUUCUCUGCACAUGGACAGAAGUCGAUACCAUAUCCAUUAUCAGGCAGAUGGAAUUUGUGUCAUAUUGUUUCAAGUCUGCAAGACCAGACUCAUGUUUUUAUGACAAAAAGCUUGUUUUUCUUUGCAAAUCAAAGACAUUUUUAAGAGUGCACUUCCAUGUCAGAAGAAUGUGUCAUGUACUAAGGACUUUGGAAAUACUGAACGCUGGAUUGGCAAAAAGCAAAAAUAUUAUUAGAUUCCAUAUAUACAUACACUAUAUAUAUUAGCAGAUACAUACAAUGUUCUGGCAUCAUACCAAAUCCCUUCCACUUUAGGUGAGAAGGAUGUACUUUGCUUAUCUAGUUUUCCUUUGAUGUAUGUCGGUCUAAAUCUGUCUUUUAUUUUGUAUUCCACAAAAUCUCCCAGUACUGUGGAGAGGCUCGGGUCCUCAGCAGUUAUGCACAGAAAUGUUAAGAAAAUAAACCGCUUCCUCCUUCU
This is a messenger RNA of Etheostoma spectabile (orangethroat darter), 1717 nucleotides long. Its product is annotated as capZ-interacting protein. The record is from RefSeq and is a predicted model, not a curated record. Lineage: Eukaryota; Metazoa; Chordata; Actinopteri; Perciformes; Percidae.